Molecule: messenger RNA, 1890 nt
Organism: Triticum turgidum subsp. durum (durum wheat)
Lineage: Eukaryota; Viridiplantae; Streptophyta; Magnoliopsida; Poales; Poaceae
Source: the annotation of a GenBank genome assembly
AUGGAAGCUUCGCCGCCUCCGCUCCUCCCCCUGCUCCUCCUCCUCCUCCUGGCCGCGGCGGCGGGCCCGAACGCGGCCGCCGCGGCGGGGGACGGCUGCAGCCGGGGCUGCGACCUCGCGCUGGGCUCCUACUACGUCGCGUCCAACCAGAACGUCACCUACAUCGCCAACCUCUUCGGGUUCUCCGACUACCGAGUGCUCGGCAAGUACAACCCCGGGAUCCCCAACCUCGACUUCGUCGCCGCCGGGGACCGCCUCAACGUCCCCUUCCCCUGCCAUUGCCUCGCGCCGCCGUCCGCCCCGGCCUCCACCUUCCUCGCCGCCUCUAUCCGCUACGACGUCCACACCGGGGACACCUACAUCAGCAUCGCCGACCAAUUCAACAACCUCACCACCCCCGCCUGGCUGCAGGCCACAAACACCUACCCGGCCAACAACAUCCCCGACGUCGGCUCCGUCAACGUCACCGUCAACUGCUCAUGCGGCGACGCCGGAAUCUCCACGCAGUACGGCCUCUUCCUCACAUACCCGCUGAGGGACAGAGAGACGCUCGCCUCCGUCGCCGCCAAUCAUAGCUUCUCGUCGCCGGAGCAGAUGGACCUGCUCAGAAAGUAUAACCCCGGGAUGGACGGUGUCACCGGGAGCGGCAUCGUGUAUAUCCCAGCCAAAGAUCCCAAUGGAAGCUACCUUCCUCUGGAAUCAACAGGGAAAAAAAGUUCAGCAGGAGCAAUAGCAGGAGGUGUUGUGGCUGGUGUAGUUGCACUAGUCCUGGCUGUCGUGUUAUUCUUGUUUUAUAGGCGAAGAAAGGCGAAACAGGACGCUUUGCUUCCAUCUUCUGAAGAAUCUACCCGUCUAGCCAGUGCAGUAUCCAUGCAAAAGGUGACACCAUCGAGCAGUCAAGCUGACGGAGCUUCACCAGCUGCCGGCAUUACAGUUGAUAAAUCAGUCGAGUUCUCAUAUGAAGAACUUUUUAAUGCUACAGAAGGCUUUAACAUAAUUCAUAAAAUUGGACAAGGUGGUUUUGGUGCUGUCUAUUAUGCUGAGCUUAGAGGCGAGAAAGCUGCCAUAAAAAAGAUGGACAUGCAGGCUACUCAAGAGUUCCUUGCCGAGUUAAAAGUUUUGACACAUGUUCAUCAUCUUAAUCUGGUGCGCUUGAUUGGUUAUUGCACGGAGAGUUCUUUGUUCCUUGUCUACGAAUUUAUCGAGAAUGGCAACUUAAGCCAGCAUUUGCGUGGAACUGGUUAUGAGCCUCUUUCUUGGGCUGAAAGAGUUCAGAUUGCACUAGAUUCAGCAAGAGGUCUUGAGUACAUUCAUGAGCAUACCGUUCCAGUGUACAUACAUCGGGACAUCAAAUCCGCAAACAUAUUGAUAGACAAGAACACCCGUGCAAAGGUUGCAGAUUUUGGUCUAACAAAACUUACAGAAGUUGGUGGUGGUACAUCUUUGCAAACACGUGUUGUUGGUACAUUCGGUUACAUGCCUCCAGAAUAUGCCCGAUACGGUGAUGUUUCUCCUAAAGUCGAUGUCUAUGCCUUUGGUGUUGUUUUGUACGAACUUAUUUCAGCCAAAGAUGCCAUUGUCCGAUCAACUGAAUCUGCCAGUGAUUCAAAGGGAUUGGUUUAUCUGUUUGAGGAGGCUCUCAAUGCACCGGAUCCGAAGGAAGGCCUCAAGAGGCUGAUCGAUCCAAAGCUAGGAGACGAUUACCCCAUCGACGCCAUUCUCAAGAUGACGCACCUGGCGAACGCAUGCACACAGGAGGACCCCAAGCUGAGGCCGACAAUGAGAUCCGUGGUGGUGGCGCUGAUGACGCUGUCCUCCACGAGCGAGUUCUGGGAUAUGAACGCCCUCUACGAAAACCCGGGCUUGGUGAACCUCAUGUCCGGCAGAUGA